Molecule: messenger RNA, 1419 nt
Organism: Eimeria maxima
Lineage: Eukaryota; Apicomplexa; Conoidasida; Eucoccidiorida; Eimeriidae
Exons: 1
Coding region: 1-1419 (472 amino acids)
Source: RefSeq, a predicted model, not a curated record
AUGCUACAGGCGAUCUCGGGGUGUACAGACAGCUCAAUUGAGCAGUCGCUGUUCAGAAGCAAACUGCACGUCUCGGUUGGGGCGGAGACAGAAUAUGUCGUUCUGCCUAAUCCUCAGAACCCAGCAGCAGUAGCUGCUUCGUUGGGUCUUGGUGCUUCAGCUGCUGGUGCUGCAGCAGCAGGAGCUGCUGCUGCUGGCUCAGGGGGUGUAGGUGACCUCCUGUUGUUCUUUCAUGGUGGACUGUGUGGGAGCGACCAGCUCCUUGCCUCUGGGGUCUCUUUCCCACCCAAUAUUAGCCACCUCCUGUUGCUUAAUAGGCAAGGGUACCUCCGUUCUUCGCUGCCUCCUUUAUGGGAGCAGCAACAGCCGCAGCUCUUUAGGCCUAGACGCAGCAGGUCUUCUCUCCCCGUCACCGAGGAAAAAGACACGCUUUACAGACACCGCAUGCGGCGUCAAGCAGCACUUUUUAAUGAUGUAGUCAGAUGCGUGCAGCAGCAGCAGCAGCAUCGGCAGCAGCAAGCGGUGCACCUGCUGGGGAUGGGUGUGGGCUGCGCGCAUGCAAUUGCAUACAGCCAUUUCUUCCCUCAAGGAGUCCGGAGCAUAUCUCUGGUAGAUCCGCAGCUGCAGCUGCAUGCAAGGACUGCGGGGGGGGCCCUUGAGGAGCACGUCUUAAGGCGAGUUGGGGUGUACAGACACCUCGUAGAUCGGCUUCUGCCAAGGGGAGCCACCAACAUUCGCGUGCCUACUCCUAAGAUUUCAGGGUUUGAGUUUCUUGCAUCAGCAGCAGCACAGUACCUCCCACGGGCUGCUGUUUUCAUGCUGCUGCAUGCAACAGUAGCCAAGGCACACAUGACAGCCCUGCCCUCGGUGCAGCAGCUGCUGCACGAUCUGCAGCAGGAACCGUCACUGCAGCAGGUGCUGCAGCAAGUGCUGCUGCAGCAGAUUCAGCACACCUCCGACACAACACACAACUCUCCUUCGCAAGGAGUUUCUCAAUCCAACGUAGAGCAGCAGGCGCAGCAGCAGCAGCAGCAGCAGCAUCUGUAUCGGCCGCUGCUGCUGCGACUGCAGCAUGCAACUGGCUGCUGCUACUUGGCUCAGCGCCUUGCGGGCUUCAUUGAAGACUGUUUGCUGCUUUGGGGAGACUCCAUAGAGGCCUCCGCUGCUGGUUGGCUGGGUGAGUGCUUCUCGGAGCUGCAAGUCCCGCGGCUGCUUUUGCAUGCAAGCAGCAGCAGCAACAGCAGCAGCAGCAGCGAGCUGCAGAAGGCUUGUAAGGCCCCAGGGGCAUCUCAGGCACCGCUGAUAGUCCAGGAUGUGCCUGGCGCACAGCCUCCCACGUUGUUGCUGACGCAUGCAAAGCACAUAAGCAGCGCGCUACAGCAGGUGCUGCAGCAACAGCAGCAGCAGCACGGUAUCUGA